AAAGGUCAUGUCACUGUGAAGCACAGGUCUCACCUGUUUCAUGUUUCUGUCUUCAGUUUCCCAGCAUGCCUCAGGGGUGGAGGUGUAUGAGGGGGCGGAGUCUGUUCUGCUGCCCUGUCAGGUAUCAGUUGAUGUUUCCAGGAGCUCCACAGCAGCAGUGUGGGACCGUGAUGGGUUCAAGAACCCAACAGUUCACCUGCGGCUGCAGAAAAGAGACAAUCUUGAUGAGCGUGACGAUCUUAGUGGUCAGAAUAAGCUUUACAAAGAUCGAACAUCAAUGAGAGUCGACGCUCUGCAGACUGGAGACCUCAGCCUCACUCUGAGGAACCCCACAGUCUCUGACAGUGGAACCUACACCUGCACCUCCCGCAGGGCUGGAGAAGAUCUGAGCCGGACUGAAGUACAGCUGAAGGUCUCAGAACAACCUCCUCCUCCUCCAGUCUGGCCCAAAGUCGUCUCAGCUGUGCUGGUUACUCCGAUCAUCCUGGCUGCUGCCUUUGGUCUGUUUGUGUACCGUGCAUAUAAAAGGAUGGACAGAGAAGCUCUGAAGCCAGAGGUGGUGGAGGUGCCACAGGGGGAGAAGUCUGUCCUGCUGCGCUUUAAGACCACAGCUGACCUUCCUCAGGACGUCACAGUGGAGUGGAGAGACUCCAAUAGCAUGAUGGUCCACGUGUAUGAGAGUGGAAACAAUCAGCCAGAUAAACAGCACCAGGAUUACAGAGGUCGCACAGAGAUGACUGAAGAUCCACUGAGAACUAAAGACUUCAGUCUGACCCUGAAACACCUCCGCCCAACUGACAGUGGAGUCUACACCUGCACCGUCUACAACAAGGAUGGAAUCAUACUGCUGCAGAAAUCAGUGACUCUCGUUGUCACAGUUCCCCCGCCAGAGGUGGUGAAUGCAACAGCUGGAGACGAGUCUGUCCUGCUGCCCUUUAAGACCACAGCUGACCUUCCUCAGGACGUCACAGUGGAAUGGAGACGCAAACACAUGAAGGUCCACGUGUAUAAGAGUGGAAACAAUCAGCCAGACAAACAGCACCGGGGUUACAUAGGUCGCACAGAGAUGAAUGAAGAUCCACUGAAAACUAAAGACCUCAGUCUGACCCUGAAACGCUGCGACCUCACUGACUGUGGAGUCUACACCUGCACCGUCUACAACAAAGAUGGACACAUGCUGCUACAGAAAUCAGUGACUCUCAGAGUCAGAGAGAGUCUGCCAGACAUUGUGCAAAUGCAAAAAUUAGCGGGGUCUGUCCCGCUGCCCUUUAAAACCACAGCUGACCUUCAUGAGGCUGUUAAAGUGGAGUGGACACUCACUGAACCCAAACCCAUGAAGGUCAUGAAGGUCCACGUGUAUGAGAGUGGAAACAAUCAGCCAGAUAAACAGGACCAGGAUUACAGAGGUCGCACAGAGAUGGAUGAAGGUCCACUGAACACUAAAGACCUCAGUCUGACCCUGAAAGACCUCCACCUCACUGACAGUGGAGUCUACACCUGCACCGUCUACAACAAGGAUGGAGACAUGCUGCUACAGAAAUCAGUGACUCUCAAUGUCUAUGACACUGUGAGCAUGAUUGGGACAGUGUAUGGAAACAAGUCUUAUUUGCUAGAAUUCAAAAGAACAAAUAAACUUGAUCAGAUUUCCAAAGUGGAGUGGGAACGUAUACACCCCAAAUACAAGUUCAUAAAGAAAAUAACACGCAAUCAGGGAAAUGAGGAAGACCUCAGUCUGAACCUGAAAGACCUCCACCUCUCUGACAGUGGAAUCUACACCUGCACCGCCUACGGAGAAAAUGGACACAUCCUGCUAAGGCAUUCAGUGACAUUCAGUGUCAGAGUUUUCCAGGCAGAGAUGGUGGAGGUGACAGAGGGGGUGGAGUCUGUCCUGCUGCCCUUUAAAACCACAGCUGACCUUCAUUAUGUUGUCGCAGUGUACUGGACUGUCUCUGAACCCAGAGACACGAUGGUCGACUACUUUGAUGUGACUAAAAAGCAGCCAGGUUCACAGCAAAAGGCUUACAUCGGUCGCACAGCGAUGAAUGAAGAUCUACUGAGAACUGGAGACUUCAGUCUGGCCCUGAAAAAGCCCCUCCCCGCUGACAGUGGUAGCUACACCUGCACCGUCUGCAACAAGGACAGACGCAUUCUGGUACAGAAAGUCGUGAUUCUCAGAGUCAGAGCAACAUUAAAGGGAACCAUAGAAGACAUGUUUUCAUGUCUCAGGAAGAGGACGGCACCAAAACCUGAGGUCAAAGAGGAACUGAGGUAUAUUUGCAGGGUCACAGAGGAACACGAACCAUGAAGACGUUCCUCUGACUGCUGAAGAAACAGUCUGAGGAGGAGGAGGAGCUGGUGAUGAAGAGCAGCCUGUGUGUAUAUACAGUAUUUGUUGUGUAUUCAGCCCUGAGGAAGAUGAAGAUGCAGCUUUGCUUUAGCCGUCUUCUGCUAACAGCUAACUAACCUCAGCCAGAUGUUCUGCAGCUGUUUGUCUAACAUUAGAAGUUUAUAAUGAUGAUAAUGUGCAUGUUUCUGCUAUUCUGAUGGAUCUCCACGGAGCGUCCUGACUCUGUGUCACAUGUUAGCUUCAUGUGGGUCAAAGGUCAAAGUUGCUGACUGUCAGGAAGCUUCAGAGAAGAUCAGACAAACAGAUGAAACACCCCCUCUGACCUCAGAGCUCCAAUCAGAGCAGGAAGGACCUGUGAUGGAGGCCCUGAGGCCACACCCACACUUCCUGUCAGUGCCUGUGAUUGACAGCUGCCUCCAUCAGUAUCAUAUAUAUCCAUAUAAUCACCCUGAGGUCACUGAUGUUGUGAUGUUGGUUCUGUAUAAACCACAUUAAAUGUUUUUACACAUUAA
Oreochromis niloticus (Nile tilapia) is the source of this 2859-nucleotide messenger RNA. RefSeq names its product muscle M-line assembly protein unc-89. Gene Ontology annotation, biological process: negative regulation of T cell proliferation; T cell costimulation; cell surface receptor signaling pathway. Lineage: Eukaryota; Metazoa; Chordata; Actinopteri; Cichliformes; Cichlidae. Gene Ontology annotation, cellular component: external side of plasma membrane. The transcript is spliced from 9 exons. The record is from RefSeq and is a predicted model, not a curated record. Bases 41 to 2305 code for a protein of 754 amino acids.